Batrachochytrium dendrobatidis JAM81 is the source of this 891-nucleotide messenger RNA. RefSeq lists its product as uncharacterized. The coding region runs from base 1 to 876 and encodes 291 amino acids. The transcript is spliced from 4 exons. Gene Ontology annotation, biological process: protein N-linked glycosylation. Gene Ontology annotation, cellular component: oligosaccharyltransferase complex; membrane. The record is from RefSeq and is a predicted model, not a curated record. NCBI's taxonomy places the organism in Eukaryota, Fungi, Chytridiomycota, Chytridiomycetes, Rhizophydiales.
AUGCUUCUCAAGGUGUUGGGACUGGUUUCUACCACUUUCCUUGCUGUUCUUGCUGCCACUGAUUUGUCUGUUAGUGUGUCACAACUCGCUCUUAAAUCUUCAACUCCCGGCGAAAAACCAAAUACUGUCUAUCUGGAUUAUCCCGAAACGACCGCCAAUGAACUGUCUGCAUCGUCCAACAGCAUUCUGUCACUUUCAUUCAAACUGCACGAGUCUGCUUCAUCUGGAAACCAAUUUAUUGCUCAAUAUGUUGCUCUUGCUAUUGAAAAUACAGAGUCACACACCUCGGCUACAUUCUUGUGCACUCACUCAAGCAGUGGCCAUUACACCGCUUCGUUGAAUCUGGCAUUGGAAGCAAUUUAUAUGCAAUUAUCUCAGCCUUCUGGCCAGCAUACCCUGACUCUAUUUGUAUCCGAUAACCGCAUUCGUCCAUUCAAAUACCCAUUGGGUACAGUCGAUCUCGAAAUCCAGCCCUAUCUGCCCAAGAUUAAAAACGAAGCAAAUGAUGUAUUUGUCAUUCAGCCCGAGAUCACUCAUACUAUGCGAAAGGAGGAAAAGAUGCCCAUCCAGAAAUUGUCGUAUAUUUUCACUGCCGUGACACUUUCGCCUUGGAUGCUGUUUUUCCCCAUGUGGCGAGCAUUAGGUGCCAACAUCAACAACCUGUUUUUCUCUGUAUCCACUGCUUUGUUUGGAAUGGCUUUCCUCUCUAUGCUUGCAGUGCUUCUCGGUAUACUUUUCAUGUAUUGGUGCAGUCUAACCAUCUUUGAGCUGAUUGGGUAUGGAUUGGCCGCUGCUAUUCCUACAGCUCUUUUGGGUCAUCGCACGUUGGUAUGUUGUGCACACAUACGCGAAUCGACUCAAAUUAAAGGGAAAUAAAGUGUUGGGUUGUCU